AUGGGUGCUGCUUACAAGAUUUUCGGUAUGACUGUUCAACCACAUAUUUUAGCCAUAGCUACCUUGGGCUCUGUUUUCGGUGGUGCAGCUUACGCCAUGUCUGGUUCUAAGGAUGCUGAAAAGGCCAAGCCAGCUGUUGCUACUCCAGCUGCUCCAGCUGCUGGUGGUUCCGACGAAUUUGACGUUGAAAAGUUGUUGGGUGAUUUCUUGAAGGAAGAAUCCAAAUAA
This is a messenger RNA of Kluyveromyces lactis, 228 nucleotides long. RefSeq names its product Mco10p (gene MCO10). The transcript has a single exon. NCBI's taxonomy places the organism in Eukaryota, Fungi, Ascomycota, Saccharomycetes, Saccharomycetales, Saccharomycetaceae. Bases 1 to 228 code for a protein of 75 amino acids. Gene Ontology annotation, biological process: proton motive force-driven ATP synthesis. The record is from RefSeq and is a predicted model, not a curated record.